AUGUACGAAUACAAGAAUCGAGAUCCAGGCGCAAUUGUGCAGAAAAUCACUACACCUGGGCCUAGACAGACAGAAAUUGAAGCAGGACUGAAAGCGAUCACUUUGGAGCCUACACCAGGAACUUCUGAAGAAGCUGGGACAUCUGAUGAAUCUGAUGAAAUCGUGAAGACCAUCAAAGACUCUGAGGUAUGGUUGGAUUUGUUUUCAAUACUUUUGCAAUAAGCUAAAAUUAUUUCUGAAGAUACCUAAAUUUCAAAGUUAUUUUUUUCAAUAUGGGACAGGUUACGAAAUUCAUGAAGUCCACCAUGAUUAGUAGUUUCAAAAAACUUCUUAAUUUCAGCCAUCACCGAAAGGAACAAAGGGAUACUUUGAUUUUGUGGUUGGACAGUAUGUGGUUACGGGAAGCUACGACGGUGAUAUCAGGUUUUAUUGCCCGGCGCAAGCACAUUACCUAGGCAAACUUCCGGCUCUCAACAGUUACUUGAAACAGGUCUCUUCGUUUCAUUUGUUGUUGACAGUUCGUCAAAACUCAAAUUUCAGAUCAAUAAGUUGAGUUUGACCCGCGACAACCAUUACCUCGCUGCAGCCAGCGAUGAUAUUGUCCGAUUGUUCGACCUGAAUUGUCAGGGAGUGGUGUUAGGAGAUCUGAAGCAUCCGAAUAAAGCGCUCGUGGUUGGUUAUGAAGUGAGCUCACCACUUUGAAACUCAUUUUAUGGAUGCAUGAUUUUUAGCCCGAUGGCAGGUGGCUUUAUGUUGGCGGAGAAGAUGGAGUGUGCCGAAUUUGGGACAAACGAAAUGAUCAGUUUGUAGCAACAAUACAGUUAGACGUAAGUUUUCUACAGCUUUACACAAAACAUAUCUCGAAUUUUCAGGUUGAUCACAUAUCGAGUAUGGUUCUCAACAGGGACCGCACUCAAAUUUACCUCUCGAUGGAAACCGCCUAUACAGGAAUCUGGGAUCUUCGAACGGGCAAGUAUGUCCCACUCUGGAUGCCACGUCACGCUCGCCCUCAUAACGAAUGGAUAAAAAGCUUGGCGAUUCGUCCGGAUGGAAAGCAAGUGACUGGGUUGACAUCAAAAAGUCAGCUGCUCGCAUGGGAAAUGGACACGAACUGUGCCAAUCCGGAACGCCAACCGGUUGUGUUCAGGGACAGAAGACGAAAAGCCAAGAUUCCACUCACUUACGCACUCGACAGUACUUACAGUCCCGACGGCAAACUACUGGCGGCAACCAGUUGUGGCGUCAAUAUUCACUUGUUCAACAGUGAAACGCUUCUUCUCAAAAGUGUUAUCCUCGCGGAUCUUCGAUGGAAUUGGACCGUCGCGUUCUCUCCAACCGCAUCGUGAGUUUUAUGUGGAUUCCAAUUGACUCUCCGAAACCAUUUUGAAAGACAUAAAAAUUUCCGAUGUGCAUACAUUUUUUUAGCCAUCUUCUGAGCGGUUCGCAAGACGGCAGAAUGAGAGUGUGGGAAAUCGACACCGGGAAAAAAGUGCAUCAGUGGCAUUCUCACCAAUCAGCGAUAACGGCUAUGGCUAUCAACUAA
Molecule: messenger RNA, 1543 nt
Organism: Caenorhabditis sp. 36 PRJEB53466
Lineage: Eukaryota; Metazoa; Nematoda; Chromadorea; Rhabditida; Rhabditidae
Source: the annotation of a GenBank genome assembly